AUGUCUGACAAGAACACCUCCACUCUCCAGUCGUACAUCGACUCUGCCUCUGGCGCCGCUCAGUCCGCUCUGGGCUCCCUCAUCGGCAGCAACGCCGACAAGGUACGCUCAGUUCCUUCUACGAUUGAUCAAGACACUGACACAACACAGACUGCUGGCGAGAACAAGAAGGCCGAAGCCGGCCUCAAGAACGACGCCUCGCACGCCGGAGCCAACAUCGGUGGCUACAGCGUCUCCGCCUCAGGUGUCGCCCAAAACGACCCCAACCGCGGCGCUGGCUCGUGGAACCAGACCCUGGGCUCUGGCAAGGAGGCCCUCGGUAACCUCGUCGGCAACGAGUCUCUGAAGCAGCAGGGUGCUCAGCAGAACCAGGAGGGCAAGGAGCAAGAGGCCAAGGGUCAACUCAAUGACCUGGGCUCUGGUAUCGCCGACCGUGUCUCUGGCACUGUUGGUGGUGCUGUCGCUGGCAUUACCGGUAACCAGGCCGAUAAGGCCAAAUAUGAGGCCCAGCACGACCAGGGCAAGACUCAGCAGCGUGGUGUUGAGGCCGACCUCGACAAGCAGGCCAGAGCCUAA
This is a messenger RNA of Aureobasidium musti, 576 nucleotides long. NCBI's taxonomy places the organism in Eukaryota, Fungi, Ascomycota, Dothideomycetes, Dothideales, Saccotheciaceae. The record is from the annotation of a GenBank genome assembly.